This is a messenger RNA of Wasmannia auropunctata (little fire ant), 2356 nucleotides long. RefSeq names its product heat shock 70 kDa protein cognate 4 (gene Hsc70-1). The record is from RefSeq and is a predicted model, not a curated record. Gene Ontology annotation, biological process: protein refolding; cellular response to unfolded protein; vesicle-mediated transport. The coding region runs from base 202 to 2133 and encodes 643 amino acids. Gene Ontology annotation, cellular component: cytosol; cytoplasm; nucleus. Lineage: Eukaryota; Metazoa; Arthropoda; Insecta; Hymenoptera; Formicidae. The transcript has 4 exons. Gene Ontology annotation, molecular function: ATP binding; misfolded protein binding; ATP-dependent protein folding chaperone.
GGCGCGCGGCCGGCGCGCCAUCAGUUUCGCAACGAACGCGACAGAGUGCACGACUCACGAGUGCAACAAGUGACGCCGAGUGCCGCGAAGUGUUGUCCACUUGCGAAUCAUAUCGACAUACCAGAGAGGCUAUAUUAUUAUUGCUAGUGAUUAUCGUUUCCGAGGCAGCUAAAGGAGAAGAGAUCAGGAAUUGCUAUAACGAUGUCGAAGGCACCGGCAGUUGGAAUCGACCUGGGCACCACGUAUUCGUGCGUGGGUGUCUUCCAGCACGGGAAGGUCGAGAUCAUCGCCAAUGACCAGGGUAACCGGACCACGCCGAGCUACGUGGCCUUCACCGACACCGAGAGGCUGAUCGGUGACGCGGCGAAGAACCAGGUCGCCAUGAAUCCCAGCAACACCAUCUUCGACGCAAAGCGUUUGAUCGGUCGUCGUUUCGACGAUGCGACGGUGCAGAGCGACAUGAAGCACUGGCCGUUCACGGUGGUCAACGAUGGCAGCAAACCAAAGAUCAAGGUGUCUUACAAGGGCGAGAUGAAGACCUUCUUCCCCGAGGAGGUGUCCUCCAUGGUCCUGACAAAGAUGAAGGAGACGGCGGAAGCGUACCUGGGCAAAACUAUAACAAACGCCGUUAUCACCGUGCCGGCUUACUUCAAUGACUCUCAGAGGCAGGCGACGAAGGAUGCCGGCGCUAUUGCUGGCCUGAACGUUCUCAGGAUAAUAAACGAGCCCACGGCCGCCGCGAUAGCGUACGGUCUCGACAAGAAGGCAGCGGGCGAGAAGAACGUCCUGAUCUUCGACUUGGGCGGUGGUACCUUCGACGUGUCGAUCCUCACGAUCGAGGACGGCAUCUUCGAGGUGAAGUCCACGGCCGGCGACACACAUCUCGGUGGCGAGGACUUCGACAACCGAAUGGUGAAUCACUUCGUGCAAGAAUUCAAGAGGAAAUACAAGAAGGACAUGAGCAGCAACAAGAGAGCCGUGAGACGUCUGAGGACCGCUUGCGAGAGGGCGAAGAGAACGUUGAGCUCGUCGACGCAGGCGAGCAUCGAGAUCGACUCGUUGUUCGAGGGUAUCGACUUCUACACGUCGAUCACCAGGGCCAGGUUCGAGGAACUCUGCGCCGAUCUGUUCCGCAGCACUCUCGAACCCGUGGAGAAGGCGCUCAGGGACGCGAAGAUGGACAAGGCGCAAGUUCACAGCAUCGUUCUAGUCGGUGGCUCCACCAGGAUACCAAAGAUUCAGAAGCUACUUCAAGAUUUCUUCAACGGCAAGGAAUUGAACAAGUCCAUCAAUCCGGACGAGGCCGUUGCUUACGGCGCGGCGGUCCAGGCGGCCAUUCUACACGGCGACAAGUCCGAAGAGGUCCAAGAUCUGCUUCUGCUCGACGUGACUCCGUUGUCGUUGGGUAUCGAGACCGCCGGCGGCGUCAUGACCACGUUGAUCAAGAGAAACACGACGAUACCAACGAAACAGACCCAGACGUUCACCACGUACUCCGACAAUCAACCGGGAGUGCUUAUCCAGGUCUACGAGGGGGAGAGAGCGAUGACGAAGGAUAACAACAUCCUCGGCAAAUUCGAGCUAACGGGAAUACCUCCGGCACCGAGGGGUGUUCCGCAAAUCGAAGUCACCUUCGAUAUCGACGCCAACGGCAUAUUGAACGUCUCUGCGAUUGAGAAAUCUACGGGCAAGGAAAAUAAGAUCACGAUAACCAACGACAAGGGUCGCUUGUCGAAGGAGGAGAUAGAGAGGAUGGUGAACGAAGCCGAGAAAUACCGAUCGGAGGACGAGCAGCAGCGGGAGAGAAUCUCCGCCAAGAACGCCCUCGAGGCGUACUGCUUCAACAUGAAGAGCACGAUGGAGGACGAGAAAAUUAAGGAUAAGAUCGAUGCGUCCGACAAGGAGAAAGUCCUUUCCAAGUGCAACGAAGUCAUCUCCUGGUUGGACGCCAAUCAAUUGGCGGAGAAGGAUGAAUUCGCCGACAAGCAGAAGGAACUGGAGGCCAUUUGCAAUCCCAUCGUCACGAAGCUGUAUCAAAGUGGCGGAGCGCCUGGUGGUUUCCCCGGUGCUGGCGGAGCAGGACCCAACCCCGGUUCCGGUGGCGCCGGACCGACUAUCGAGGAAGUCGAUUAAAUGGCGAACUCCUGUUUUUCUGUCCAACACUAAAUUUCGAGUCAUUUCAUUUUGUUUCAUUUAACAUUUUGUCACUUGUUAACUUAAGUUAUACAUAGUUUAUUUCAGUUCACUCUUUGUAAAAACAAGUUUUUUAUUUUUUGAAGAUUCUACGAGCUGUGUUAAUGUGAUUGUAUUGUAUUAUAAGAUAAGUUAUGAUAACUAUUUAUUAAAAUUAUAUUUA